AUGGUAGUUGCGCUCUCUUUCAUCGUGCGAGAGAUUCAGAAGUGUCGGCAAGACCUUGGACGUACCCUGAGUGGGGCCCAACAAAACAUGCGCGAACCUCUGCUUGACAAGAACAAGUUCAAGAUCUCCAACAAAGGUCGAGCAUCAAGCAAUGACUUCAGCAGUCUGACCUCGCAGUCUCUUUCCCUCUUGUCGGAGUCGGCGAGGCGAGAGGCAGAACUUCGAUACCAGCGGGACCAACUAGAAUUGCAGCUGAGGGAGGCGACGACGAAGCUGGAGAAGAUGAAAGUCGAACAACAGUUGCUGAUCAGAGACUUUGACGCAGCUGUAGAGAACCUCCGUAGGAUCUCUUGCGACUGCUGCGCUCUCUCUCUUCAAGUCGACACAACUUGUCGGGAGCAUUCAGAAUUAAAGAAGCAACGUCAAGAAGUCUGCGCUCUCCUAACAAACGCUCCUCAGCAACUCAAUGCUUGCAGCCUCAGCUUACAACAAGUCGUCAAGUCCAUUUGGAGUCGCGAGGACGUUGGAAUUGAAAGUGGCGAAACCGAUAAGACCGGAGCUGGUCGAGACAAGAGCAGGGAGGUCAAGCUGGUCUUUAAGAUGUGGAACUUGACGCGGAUCUUUGACAAGAGGAUUAAAAGUGUUGGUUACUCAGGCGCCUUGCGAGCUACAAGAUCUUUGGUUCGGUCAGUUGUCUCGUUGUGGGGUGAGCUCGUAGUGAUCUCACGCAAGGUCCGCACGGCGUCUGAGUUGUGGCUGCAAUCAAGGCUGAAGAUGAAAAAGGAAGUUGAGAGAAGCGAGCGCCAUCAUCAUCUCCUCUCGGCGUCGGAGCGCUCUCUCGCAAGCUUUCUCAGCAUGGCGUGUGAUCGUUCGCCACACCAGAAGGUCGCAAACUUUGCUUGCUAUGAUGGACUCGCGACAGAGAAUUCGAAGAAAACGGCAAGUGUUGGGAGCCAUGGCCCUGUCGUGUAA
Guillardia theta CCMP2712 is the source of this 972-nucleotide messenger RNA. RefSeq lists its product as hypothetical. Lineage: Eukaryota; Cryptophyceae; Pyrenomonadales; Geminigeraceae. The record is from RefSeq and is a predicted model, not a curated record. Bases 1 to 972 code for a protein of 323 amino acids. The transcript is spliced from 4 exons.